Molecule: messenger RNA, 885 nt
Organism: Fonsecaea nubica
Lineage: Eukaryota; Fungi; Ascomycota; Eurotiomycetes; Chaetothyriales; Herpotrichiellaceae
Exons: 4
Coding region: 1-885 (294 amino acids)
Biological process (GO): regulation of DNA-templated transcription
Cellular component (GO): CCAAT-binding factor complex; nucleus
Molecular function (GO): protein heterodimerization activity; DNA-binding transcription activator activity, RNA polymerase II-specific; DNA binding
Source: RefSeq, a predicted model, not a curated record
AUGGAUCAACAACAGAAGACGGCUCCUCCGGUUUACGAUCUUUCUCAAGGCGGCCACUAUGGAGCCAGCGCUGCGCUGUCCGCUCAGGGCUAUGUCCCUCAUACUGAGUUGUACUCGGGACUAUGGUCAAAUAUCAAUCAAGGGCUGACUGGCCCGUCCCGGGAAAUCCUGGCAACCUAUUGGCAACAGACUAUCAACCAUCUCGAGACUGAUACUCACGAUUUCAAAAUCCAUCAACUUCCUCUAGCAAGAAUCAAAAAGGUCAUGAAGGCGGAUCCGGAGGUUAAGAUGAUCUCCGCUGAAGCUCCCAUCCUUUUCGCAAAGGGCUGUGACAUAUUCAUCACAGAACUUACCAUGCGCGCUUGGAUUCAUGCAGAGGACAACAAGAGAAGGACCCUUCAGCGCAGUGACAUAGCUGCGGCUCUGGCCAAGAGCGACAUGUUCGACUUUCUAAUCGACAUCGUCCCAAGAGAAGACAGCGCCGGGCACGGAAACUCGAAACGGCCCAAUACCAGCGGCCAGGCUACGGCCGCUCAAGUUCCCCAACAAGCUGCACAGCAAAUGCCACCUCCGGACUAUGGCAUGCAGCAUGGAACAAUGGGCCCACCGGACACCCAAUACGGUAGACCCCAGAUGUAUCCCAGCCAUAUGGGUGGUGACGCACAACAAGAUCCCAGUCAGGGCUAUGGCCAACCUCCGCAGAUGUUCGCUGGCGGUGAUAUGUACAACCCCUACGCCCAGGGACAGUUUGGUAGCACUGGUGCUCAACAGAUGUACUCGAAUCUCCCGGGCCAAAGACCACAAAGCCAAGGAUAUGGAGGUCCAAGGCCGGGUACCGCAGGAAGAGAUCAACAAGUCAAUGAGCAAGGUUACGGCCCUGGCUAG